GCGGAAGCUUGUAUCUGUCGUCGGGUCGCACGGCUUGCGGCAUGGCUUUCCGGCAGGCGCUUCAGCUGGCGGCCUGUGGUCUGGCCGGUGGCUCGGCUGCUGUUCUCUUCUCGGCGGUAGCGGUAGGGAAGCCGCGAGGUGGCGGGGAUGCAGACACGCGCGCGACCGAGCCCCCGGCCUGGACGGGAGCGCGCCCCGGGCACGGCGUCUGGGACUCCAACUGGGACAGGCGAGAGCCACUGUCACUCAUUAACCUGAAGAAAAGGAACGUGGAAUCUGGAGAAGAUGAACUGGCAUCCAGGCUGGACCACUAUAAGGCAAAGGCUACAAGGCACAUAUUCCUCAUCCGGCAUUCCCAGUACCACGUGGAUGGCUCACUGGAGAAGGACCGCACCCUGACCCCAUUAGGUCGGGAACAGGCUGAACUCACAGGGCUUCGACUCGCAAGCCUGGGAUUAAAGUUUAAUAAAAUUGUCCAUUCCUCUAUGACCCGUGCAGUAGAGACCACAGACAUCAUCAGUAAGCACCUGCCAGGUGUCUGCAGGGUCAGCACAGACUUGCUACGGGAAGGUGCCCCCAUUGAACCGGAUCCACCCGUCUCUCAUUGGAAACCAGAGGCCGUGCAGUAUUAUGAAGACGGAGCCCGGAUUGAGGCUGCCUUCAGGAACUACAUCCACAGAGCUGAUGCCAAGCAGGAGGAGGACAGCUAUGAGAUCUUCAUAUGCCAUGCCAAUGUCAUCCGCUAUAUUGUUUGUAGAGCAUUACAGUUUCCCCCAGAAGGUUGGCUCCGCUUGUCCCUCAACAACGGCAGUAUCACCCACCUGGUAAUCCGACCCAAUGGUCGUGUUGCGCUCAGGACCCUUGGGGACACAGGGUUCAUGCCCCCAGACAAGAUUACUCGGUCCUGAGGCUGCCUGUAAGACUGCACCCUGACCUCUGCUGGUGGCUUGGCUAUGGCCUUUCCUUGUCUUCCACAGCUGUGCUGUGGCUUCUUGUUGUCUCCAGAAGAGGAUAUCUCAAAUGUCACAUUUGGGUGCUUAUUUCUGGCUUAGGCUGAAGAAGGCAACUUAUGAAUUAUAUGGCCUUUUUGAAAGCUUUCUACUUUACCAUUACCACCAGCACAGUCCUAUGCGGUGUGACAGGAACCUUCCUAGGCAGAAGGCAACCCUGUCAUGGAUAUUGUAUUGGCCUGGGUGUACUGUAUCACGUGAUUACAGUAGAUCAACUGAGCAACCAUAACCUCUGGCAGAGACAUGUCAGGUAGUAUAGUGGUUGUUUAUAGGUGAUUUUUUCAUAUACUGCAAUCUAGGGACUUUGGUUGCUUAUUUAUCAAAGCUCUUCCUCAUGUGGGUUCUUGCUUUGAAAACCAGCUUCUCAGCUGGCAUCUGAAUGAAGGACCAAGGGGCUGGCUUACUAUAAGGUAGAUAAAAUUCUUGAAAGAAGUUGCACUGCAAAAGACUGUGGCCUAUAUAAGGCAAGUAGGUGACAGUUCUAUAAGAGGUUCUUUGGAGGCAGAGAUACAGCCCCCACUGACUGACCAGAGAGGGUGGCAUAUACUUGUAAUUCUAGCCUUUGGGAGGCAGAAGCAGGAUCAUGAGUUUCUAGCCAGCCUGAGUUAGGUUGAAAGACCUAGAAAAUUAUCCCUGACUGACAGUUCCAUCCUAGUUUGCUACUGGUUACCGUUAACCUUGGACUUGUAGGUUAUUUAGAAAUGAUGUGUUUACUCCAGGUAUUCUGAUAACUUAAGAAAAAACUGGCUUUUGUUUAUGUGGUUUUUGUUUUUUGAGACAGAUCUUGCUCAGGCUAGCUUCAAACUUGAGGCCCUUCUCAGUCUUGUAAAUGUUGGGAUUGCAAGUAUAUACUACCUUACUUGCCCCCCUUUCAAGCCCCCCCAAAAAACCCAGUACAGUUUUUAAUGACGUGGUUGUGAGCAUCUUCUGUAAUCAAUGCAAUGAAUUGGAAUAUUUGAUGUACCUCUCUGUCCUCUUUGGAAAUAAGUAUGUAAUAAAAUUUUACUUUUU
Molecule: messenger RNA, 2021 nt
Organism: Apodemus sylvaticus (European woodmouse)
Lineage: Eukaryota; Metazoa; Chordata; Mammalia; Rodentia; Muridae
Gene: Pgam5
Product: PGAM family member 5, mitochondrial serine/threonine protein phosphatase
Exons: 6
Coding region: 42-908 (288 amino acids)
Biological process (GO): positive regulation of mitochondrial fission
Cellular component (GO): mitochondrion
Source: RefSeq, a predicted model, not a curated record